Messenger RNA from Recurvomyces mirabilis, 573 nucleotides. RefSeq lists its product as uncharacterized. Bases 1 to 573 code for a protein of 190 amino acids. The transcript has a single exon. The record is from RefSeq and is a predicted model, not a curated record. NCBI's taxonomy places the organism in Eukaryota, Fungi, Ascomycota, Dothideomycetes, Mycosphaerellales, Teratosphaeriaceae.
AUGUCCUCCUUCACCAUCUUCGCCCGCGACGCGCCAUCAUCAACAAAUCACACAAUCAUGACCCUCAUCGCCGUCCUCCUAGUCCUCCUCAUAGUAAUGCUCUGCCUCGUCGCCUCUUUGUUAUUCCUGCGCUACCGCCGCCGAGCCGCCCGAAGACAAAGAGCAGCAACCAAGAGCCUCCCGUCAUACAGCCGCGACAACGAGAAGCGUCUUUCCACCGCCUCUACGGCAUCCACAUCCACAUCCUCCCAUCGACGAGUCAUGGUUCGACCUAACGAGAGCGUGUACGUGUACCAGGAGAAAGUGGCGAUGUUGCAGCCGCCUUCCCCUACGACGGAGGUGCCGGAGAUCCGGAUUACAUUCCCUGAGGAGUUCGAUGCGAGUGGGAAGAGGCAGUCCGGGAGGGUGGUGGUGGUGAAGGUGGGGGAGACGAGUAUUGGGCUCGAGCCUGUGAUGGUGGCGGAGCAGGAGAAGUUGCCGGCGUAUGAGAUGGAAGGGAGGUGGCAGUCGUUGGAUCUGGAGAGGAUUGGGGGGUUGGUGGAGAAGGCGAGGAAUGCGCCGGCGAAGUUCUAA